Adineta ricciae is the source of this 240-nucleotide messenger RNA. Lineage: Eukaryota; Metazoa; Rotifera; Eurotatoria; Adinetida; Adinetidae. The record is from the annotation of a GenBank genome assembly.
AUGCAUAAGAUUUGCAACGUACUUAAACAAUUUGAAUUAUCGGAUAAAACGCUUUUCGCGUCCAAAAUUCUUUUCCUACAAUUAACCUUCACACGACAAGCAUGCAAUGAGGCUAGUCAUCUCACUUUUCAAACAAACAAAGCAUAUAAAUAUCAAAUUACAUUUGUUUUCACGGUUGAAAACAAAGCAGUUAAGAACAAAACACACUGGCUCUACGAAUCACUCGAAAAGAGACAGUGA